This is a messenger RNA of Cicer arietinum (chickpea), 967 nucleotides long. NCBI's taxonomy places the organism in Eukaryota, Viridiplantae, Streptophyta, Magnoliopsida, Fabales, Fabaceae. The record is from RefSeq and is a predicted model, not a curated record.
GGAUAGAAAUCAGAUCCGGGAUCAGACCAGACAAAAUUCUAUUUCCAGAGCAGGUUGCCUGUCAUUGGACAAUAGCAGAAACGAGGACAAGCCAAAAGCUAAACCCAAGCGAAAGAAUACUGCUGGUAGACAUGAUGAUAGGUUCAUGGAAGCAAAGGAAUCUGCUUGUUUACCGAUUUAUGAUUCUAGUCUAUCUGUGGCAAAUGCAAGCAACACUGGCAGCAAGGAUGGGGCAGCGUUAUCUGGUAACCAGGACACUUCUCAAGCAAUGGAAUCCUCUGACCUGGGGAAUUUGCCGCUACCUGAUUUAAGUUCAAUAGAAGAAUUUGGUGUAUCUGGCGAACUUGGCGGGCCACAAGAUCUUGGUUCAUGGUUGAACUUCGACGACGAGGGUUUGCAAGACCAUGAUUGUGUAGGCCUUGAAAUUCCAAUGGAUGACCUAUCAGAUUUGAAUAUGCUUAUGUGAAGGAAACAUCUUGUAUCCAAAGGAGAAUUUGCAUCAAUUAGGUGAACAUUGUGGGCAUCAAGAUCGAUGUAACCUGGGUUUCUUGGGAGGGAGAACCUUUGACGGUUGGGAUCAGAAUGUUGAUCCAAUUGUAAGGUAAACCAAAUUGAUCUUUUUGUAGAAAGUUGUAUAUAGGAAAUAGUUCAAACGAUAUUGCUGUGCUGCAGUCAUGGGUUUCAUGACAUUGCUUCCAAACCCCUUUCUUAUCAUCUCUAAGAUACUAGAUUUCACCAUUUUUUGAAUUUAAUUGGUUUUACUGUGCUGAAGUCCUGCCUUUCCAAAUGGAAUUUUAUGGGAAAUGUAACUUCAUAAUCUUGAGAUUGAAGCUAUGUCAUUCAUUUAGUCAAAAGGUGCCUAAAGAAUGGCUUCUUUUCCCAUGUUGUCACUUCAGUUCCCAUGCAAUGUAAUGCAGAAUAUAAAGAAUUUGGUCUCCUAUAAAAUGAGAAUAGUUAUAUUCCAUCA